Molecule: messenger RNA, 3684 nt
Organism: Oncorhynchus tshawytscha (Chinook salmon)
Lineage: Eukaryota; Metazoa; Chordata; Actinopteri; Salmoniformes; Salmonidae
Product: calcium-binding protein P-like
Exons: 2
Coding region: 440-2293 (617 amino acids)
Biological process (GO): protein homooligomerization
Cellular component (GO): membrane
Source: RefSeq, a predicted model, not a curated record
UUGGUGGAAAAAGUGUAGCAGUAUGGCAAUAAAUUGAGUAAGCAUUCCUAUAAGAAGUUGUUAGCACUAAAAUGGUUGAAUGCAUUGGACAUUAGCUGAAUCAUGCAUUGGAAGCGAAUGGGAUUUGUCCGUAAAUUCACAUUACAGCGGAUUUCAAAUUGAUUGCUUAGCCUAGCCUAAAUGUUGAUAAAAUAUAGAGUGAACUGAAGUCUGUAUUAAAUGGCUUUAAACAGGGACAGAAUGUGUUAAUAUUGUCACCGCUAUGAGUGCUAUGACAGGGACGAAUAGACUAUGUGCGGUGAUCCAUGAUAAAUAGAUCCCUCCCUUCUGGAUGAAAGCAUUGAGUGAAUGACAGAAUCAUAACAGAAACAGUUAGAUUGAAAACACUACUUUCUUCAAAAGGAACAGAAUCGUCUCGAAUCAGCAACGGGCAUUCAUCAUGGGGAAGCUAUGUGAGCUGGCCUUUGUGUCUCUGGCCCUCCUGGCUCUACUUCAUACUGACUCUACAUGGGCCAAGAGAAGUGUCAGCAGUAGCAGCAGCAAAAAGUCUUCAUCCAACAACAGGGGUUCAGAAAAAAAGCCAUCAAAAACAUCAAACACGCAGACGGGAAGCUACCCCAGACAACCACAGAGCCCCAACAGGAACCCCAACUCAUACCCAGCAGGAGGUAGUUAUCCAGGGAGAGGUACCAAUCAGAACCAGAACCCAGCCGGUGGUUACCCUGCUGCAGGUGGCUACCCUGCUGCAGGUGGCUACCCUGCUGCGGGUGGCUACCCUGCUGCAGGUGGCUACCCUGCUGCAGGUGGCUACCCUGCUGCAGGUGGCUACCCUGCUGCAGGUGGCUAUCCUGCUGCAGGUGGCUAUCCUGCUGCAGGUGGCUAUCCUGCUGCAGGUGGCUACCCCAACCAGCAGUAUCCAGUCAGAGCCAAUCCUGGGGGAAAUCCAAACCAGAACCCUGCAGCUGGAGGUUACCCAGCCGCUGGUGGCUAUCCUGCAGCAGGUGGCUAUCCCAACCAGCAGUAUCCAGGCAGAGCCAAUCCUGGGGGAUAUCCAAACCAGAACCCUGCAGCUGGAGGUUACCCAGCCGCUGGUGGCUAUCCUGCAGCAGGUGGCUAUCCCAACCAGCAGUAUCCAGGCAGAGCCAAUCCUGGGGGAUAUCCAAACCAGAACCCUGUAGCUGGAGGUUACCCAGCUGCUGGUGGCUAUCCCAACCAGCAGUAUCCAGGCCGGGCAAAUCCUGGGGGUUAUCCAAACCAGAAUCCAGCAGCAGGUGGUUACCCUGCAGCAGGUGGCUACCCCAACCAGAACCCAGGGAGAGGAGGAGUCAAUCCGGGAUACCCAGCUGGAGGUUACCCAGUAAGAGGGGGAAAUACUGGCUGGGGGCAGGCAGGGGGCUACCCUGGUAGAGGGAUGGGAGGAGGUUACCAACCCAACUGGAACCCAAACAAUAAGAUCCUCAGUCCCCGCUAUGGUUAUGGAGGUGGGCAUGGGGGUAUGGGAGGUGGCUCUCCAUUCUCACGCUCAGUUCAGAAUAUGGGGCACUACCCAUCUACUCAGUCCAAGGGCUUUGCUAAGAAGGCUCUUAUGGCCGCAGGGGUUGGGGCCGUGGCAGGUAUGGCAGUAGGCUAUGGCCUUGGGCGUUUCCCCCGCCCACAUUUCAACUUCCGCAACACUCAGGAGGAGCAGUCCUACAACAACUACAUGUACAGCAAAUACGGUGAACGCUCCACAGAUGAAAACGACUAUGGCCGGGACUAUACCUACAAAGUACCACCGCGGGCAGAGUCCUACGACAGCUUCAUGGAUACCUGCAUGAAGAGGAACGACCUUCUGCAGGAUCAGGCCAGCGACUCCCAGGCUACACCUAACAACCAGAGGAACAACCCCCAGGGAGCCAACAGCCAAAGCCUGCCCAUCACUCCUGAGGUGGGGAACAGCAGUCCAGCUAGCAACCAGGGGGGAACAGACACAGUGAAGCCCCUCACCCCAGCCCCUGUGGAGAUAGCUGGAGAGGAUAUGGGUAAGGAGGAGGAUGACGGCCUCACAGUGAGCAUUGAGGAGAUUGGCUACCCUGCAUUGGUGGAGCAGCUGAAGAACCGUAAGUGUGUGGAGCUGUACAUGAACUACUCUGAGCGUUUCCUGGAGAAGCAGACAGCUGAACGUAGCAGCGACAGCAACAACAACAACAACAACAAGUAUGAGAACAGUCACAGUAACCUCCUUAGCCAGGGGCUGGUACAGCUGAUAACCACCUUCCUCAUGGUCCUGAGCAGCACUCUCCUGCUGCAGUAAGACAGGAACACAUAGCCAUGUCCCAGUUGUAUGGAAUAGCUUCAUUUCCUAGUCACCCCUCCUCAAUAUGCCACUGAUUUCUUGUGAGGAUAGGUUAAUUAAACAAGGUGUAGGUGGAGAUAUAACCAAUCCUUUAACUAAUCUGUGGUCAUGAAGGAAAGGGGACAAGGAAAGGAAGCCAGUGGAAAAUAACUUCCAGUGAACUUCCAGCAAAAUGAGGACCAAUAAAAAUAUGUACUGUAAGGGGGUACUCGAGGACCGGAGUUGGGAACCACUGCUGUACAUGAUUCUUCACAUGGUAUUUGUACUUUAAGUGUUCGAUAUCUCAACACUAUUUCUAAAAUAAACCGAAACCAGCUGUCCUGCUUGUCUCUUACAGCUUAGUUCAGUCUACUGCUAAAUAUGGAAUAACAGCAUUUUGUCUGUAAGUCCAAAACCAUGAGUCAGUCGUGUAGACAAAGGGGAAGUAUAAAAGCAAAAGUAGCAAGUCUCAUCAGUACACCAUAUGACUUUAAUUAAAUGCAGAUACACUAGAUAAACAAACAUUAUUACAGCACUUUUUUGCCACCAUAUAAGGUACUAUCAUCCGAUUAGGGGUUCAGUGUCUUUUUGCCAAAGUGGUUCCACAGAAAGCACAGACAAGCAUUAUGUUGACCAUUUGUCAUUUUAAAUCCAUUUUAUUCAUGCAUUUCCAUGUGCGUUAUACUGUACAUCAGUGGUUCCCAACUCCAAACCCACAACCACACACAUUUUUGUUGUAGCCCUGGAUAAACAUAACGGAUUCAACUCAUUGAGGGCCUGAUGAUUAGUUGACAAGUUGAAACAGGUGUGCUUGUCCGGGGCUACAAUAAAAAUGUGUACUGUUGGGGCUAUUGAACUAUUACAUAAUAGUUCACAUGAUAUUUGAAUUUGUACUCUAAAUGUUCGAUCUUAUGUGGUCUGCAGUAUUUGGUUUUAAAAGUUGCCUGUUUUGUAAAUACUUAUAAUAAUUAAGUAGGGAAUGGUCAGAGUUUUGUUAUUAAUCAAUCCCUAUUUCUGUUCCUAUUUUUCUUUUGUGCUCUCUUGUCCCAUCUCUCUACCUCCCCAUCUAGUCUUCCUCUCCAUGUCCUCCUGUCCCCUGGUUAUCAGAAGUGCACUUAUUUCGCUUGGCGAAUGGAUAUAAAUUACUCUUCUUUUUCCUUUUUUUUCAAGGAUCUAUUUAGUGAUUAACUCAUUUAUAUUGGUUUUAACAUAGAGAACAACAUGCAUUGUUUUAAUGUGUCUUUAAAUUAACCACUUUGUCAUGCUCUAACUCAAUGGGGAAUUUUACCAUUAUCUUGCUGAAAUGACUGAUGUCUUCUUCCAUUUCCCAAGUACAGAAUGACUAAAAACUAAAAGAAUUUUAAAAAACA